Messenger RNA from Oryzias melastigma (Indian medaka), 5594 nucleotides. It is a transcript of the gene smarca4a, whose product is annotated as SWI/SNF related, matrix associated, actin dependent regulator of chromatin, subfamily a, member 4a. The transcript has 35 exons. NCBI's taxonomy places the organism in Eukaryota, Metazoa, Chordata, Actinopteri, Beloniformes, Adrianichthyidae. Bases 201 to 5057 code for a protein of 1618 amino acids. Gene Ontology annotation, biological process: positive regulation of transcription by RNA polymerase II. Gene Ontology annotation, cellular component: nucleus. Gene Ontology annotation, molecular function: ATP binding; transcription factor binding; ATP-dependent chromatin remodeler activity. The record is from RefSeq and is a predicted model, not a curated record.
CUGUUGAGUCGAUUGAGCCGCUCUGAUACAAUCUACCGAAAGGGGGGGUGAGGGGAAAAAAACACAACUGGGGCAGGUCGCUCUUUGUUUCUGGCUAGGAAGAGAACCGAGAAACACUGUGAGCGGUCAGAAUCCAAACAGCAACUUUCUCCACUUGUGGGUACUUCCUGCUGCCACACAUUCCUUCCUUCGCCUGAGAGAUGUCCACUCCUGACCCCCCGAUGGGAGGGACACCUCGCCCGGGUCCCUCCCCAGGUCCGGGUCCAUCUCCGGGCGGCAUGCUGGGCCCCAGUCCCGGACCCUCGCCGGGCUCGGCUCACAGCAUGAUGGGGCCUAGCCCAGGACCUCCGGGAUCGGGACACCCCCACCCUCCACAGGGACCCUCAGGAUAUCCUCAGGACAACAUGCACCAGAUGCACAAACCAAUGGAAGCCAUGCAUGAAAAAGGAAUGCCCGAUGACCCUCGCUACAGUCAGAUGAAGGGCAUGGGCAUGAGACCGGGAGGACACAGUGGGAUGGGACCCCCUCCAAGCCCGAUGGAUCAACAUUCCCAAGGUUACCCGUCUCCUUUGGGAGGGUCGGAGCACGCGCCCAGUCCUGUCCCAGCCAACGGCCCCCCCUCAGGCCCUGGGGCUGGCCCCAUGGAAGCCGGAGGCGACCCCAGUCAGGUUAUGGGCCAACCGAACCGUGGUGCUCCUCAGGGCCCGGGGGUGCCACCUGGUCCUGGCGGGCCACCGGGUGGUGCCGGUGGACCCGCUUCUUUUACCCAAAACCAGCUGCACCAACUCAGGGCUCAGAUCAUGGCUUACAAGAUGCUAGCACGGAAUCAGGGGCUUCCGGAACACCUGCAGAUGGCCGUUCAGGGCAAAAGACCCAUGCCCGGGAUGCAGCAGCAGCCCAUGCCAAACAUGCCCCCCUCUGCAGGACCUGGAGGCGGCCCCGGUGCCGGCCCGGGACCAGCUCAGGCCAACUACAACAGACCACAUGGGAUGGUAGGUCCCAAUAUGGUCCCUCCUGGACCUGCAGGAGUUCCACCUGGUAUGCAAGGCCAGCCUGCCAAUGGACCUCCAAAAUCAUGGCCUGAAGGACCAAUCGUGAACGCUGCUGCUCCAUCCAACCCUCCUCAGAAGCUGAUUCCACCUCAGCCCACCGGCAGACCCUCUCCCGCUCCCCCCUCAGUGCCUCCAGCUGCCUCUCCGGUGAUGCCUCCUCAGACGCAGUCCCCGGGCCAACCUGCACAGCCUCCCCCUAUGAUGCUGCACCAGAAGCAGAACCGCAUUACCCCCAUCCAGAAACCCCGCGGGCUGGACCCCGUAGAGAUCCUCCAAGAGAGAGAAUACAGGCUUCAGGCUCGUAUCACUCACCGCAUCCAGGAGCUGGAGAACCUGCCCGGCUCUCUGGCUGGUGAUUUACGGACCAAGGCCACCAUCGAGCUGAAGGCCUUGAGGCUUCUCAACUUCCAAAGACAGCUGCGUCAGGAGGUGGUGGUUUGCAUGCGGCGGGACACUGCUCUGGAAACCGCGCUGAACGCCAAAGCUUACAAACGCAGCAAACGCCAGUCUCUGCGAGAGGCCCGCAUCACAGAGAAGCUCGAGAAGCAGCAAAAGAUCGAGCAAGAGCGGAAACGGCGCCAGAAACACCAGGAAUACCUCAACAGCAUCCUGCAGCACGCCAAGGACUUCAAGGAGUACCACCGCUCCAUCACAGCAAAAAUCCAGAAGGCCACCAAAGCUGUCGCCACUUACCAUGCCAACACGGAGCGCGAGCAGAAGAAAGAGAACGAGCGGAUUGAGAAGGAGAGAAUGCGGAGGCUGAUGGCUGAAGAUGAAGAAGGUUACCGUAAACUCAUUGACCAAAAGAAAGACAAGCGUCUGGCUUACCUGCUGCAGCAGACGGACGAGUACGUUGCCAACCUCACGGAGCUGGUGCGCGCCCACAAAGCUGCUCAGGCCCUAAAGGAGAAGAAGAAGAAGAAGAAAAAGAAGAAGCCAGAGUCUGCAGAAAGUGGUGCUGCUUCUUUAGGACCCGAUGGAGAGCCGUUGGACGAGACCAGUCAGAUGAGCGACCUGCCGGUCAAAGUCAUCCACGUGGACAGCGGAAAGAUUUUGACUGGAGUUGAAGCGCCCAAGGCCGGCCAGCUGGAAGCCUGGCUAGAAAUGAACCCAGGAUACGAAGUAGCACCGCGUUCAGACAGUGAAGACAGCGGCUCAGAUGAUGAUGACGAUGAAGAGGACGAUGAGGAGGAAAAACCCUCUACAGCCCCAGCAGAGGAGAAGAAGAAGAUUCCAGACCCCGACAGCGAAGACGUGUCAGAAGUGGACGUCCGGCACAUCAUCGAUAACGCCAAGCAGGAUGUAGACGAUGAAUACGGCAACGCAAGUUUCCAACGCGGCCUGCAGUCGUACUACGCUGUAGCUCACGCCGUCACAGAAAAGGUGGAUAAGCAGUCCUCCCUGCUGGUCAACGGGCAGCUCAAGCAAUACCAGAUUAAAGGUCUGGAGUGGCUGGUGUCACUUUACAACAACAACCUGAACGGCAUCCUGGCUGAUGAGAUGGGUCUGGGGAAAACCAUUCAGACCAUCGCCCUCAUCACUUACCUCAUGGAGUACAAGCGCAUCAACGGACCCUUCCUCAUCAUCGUUCCUCUCUCAACUUUGUCAAACUGGGUGUACGAGUUUGAUAAGUGGGCUCCGUCUGUGGUGAAGGUCUCAUACAAGGGCUCUCCAGUCGCUCGCCGUGCUUUUGUUCCCAUCUUGCGCAGCGGCAAAUUCAACGUGCUGCUAACCACCUACGAGUACAUCAUCAAGGACAAACAAGUGCUAGCUAAGAUCCGUUGGAAGUACAUGAUUGUGGACGAAGGUCAUCGCAUGAAGAACCACCACUGUAAGCUGACGCAGGUGCUUAACACGCACUACUUAGCGCCCCGGCGUUUGCUGCUCACGGGCACGCCGCUGCAGAACAAACUCCCCGAGCUGUGGGCGCUGCUCAACUUCCUGCUGCCCACCAUCUUCAAGAGCUGCAGCACCUUCGAGCAGUGGUUCAACGCCCCCUUCGCCAUGACGGGGGAGAAGGUUGAUCUGAAUGAAGAGGAGACCAUCCUGAUUAUCCGCCGUUUACACAAAGUGCUGCGACCGUUCUUGCUGCGCAGACUCAAGAAGGAGGUGGAGGCGCAGCUGCCGGAGAAGGUGGAGUAUGUGAUCAAGUGCGACAUGUCGGCGCUGCAGCGAGUUCUGUACAGACACAUGCAGGCGAAGGGGGUCCUGCUCACAGACGGCUCCGAAAAAGACAAGAAGGGUAAGGGAGGUACCAAGACCCUGAUGAACACCAUCAUGCAGCUGAGAAAGAUUUGCAAUCAUCCCUUCAUGUUCCAGCACAUCGAGGAAUCGUUUUCGGAGCAUUUAGGUUAUUCUGGAGGAAUCGUGACCGGGCCCGACCUCUACCGGGCUUCUGGGAAAUUUGAGCUGCUAGAUCGGAUUCUGCCCAAGCUGAGAGCCACAAACCACAAAGUGCUGCUGUUCUGUCAAAUGACCACCCUCAUGACCAUCAUGGAGGACUACUUCGCCUACCGCAGCUUCAAGUAUCUGCGUCUGGAUGGAACGACCAAAGCUGAGGACCGAGGCAUGCUGCUGAAGACGUUCAACGACCCGGCCUCGGAGUACUUCAUCUUCCUGCUCAGUACCAGAGCCGGAGGUCUGGGUCUGAACCUGCAGUCUGCCGACACUGUGAUCAUUUUUGACAGCGACUGGAACCCCCACCAGGACUUGCAGGCUCAGGACCGAGCUCAUCGCAUCGGUCAGCAGAACGAGGUGCGUGUUCUGCGGCUCUGCACCGUCAACAGCGUGGAGGAGAAGAUCCUCGCAGCGGCCAAGUACAAACUGAACGUGGACCAGAAGGUCAUCCAGGCCGGCAUGUUCGACCAGAAGUCCUCGGGCUAUGAGCGGCGGGCGUUCCUGCAGGCCAUCCUGGAGCACGAAGAGCAGGACGAGGAGGAAGACGAGGUGCCCGAUGAUGAAACCGUGAACCAGAUGAUUGCCAGGAGUGAGGAGGAGUUUGAACAGUUCAUGCGCAUGGACCUGGACAGGCGCCGCGAAGAAGCUCGCAACCCCAAGAGGAAACCUCGUCUGAUGGAGGAGGACGACCUCCCCAACUGGAUCUUAAAGGACGACGCCGAGGUGGAGAGGCUAACCUGCGAAGAGGAGGAGGAGAAGAUGUUCGGCAGGGGGUCCCGCCAGCGGAAGGAGGUGGACUACAGCGACUCGCUCACGGAGAAGCAAUGGCUGAAGGCCAUCGAGGAAGGUAAUCUGGAGGACAUAGAGGAGGAAGUGCGCCACAAGAAGACCACCAGGAAGCGGAGGAGGGACCGGGACCACGACGGCGGGUCCUCCUCGCUGGGCUCCAGCAGCCGUGGGCGCGACAAGGAUGAGGAGGUGAAGAAGGCCAAGAAACGAGGCCGUCCGCCUGCAGAGAAGCUCUCCCCCAAUCCGCAGUCCCUCACCAAGAAGAUGAAGAAGAUCGUCGACGCCGUCAUCAAGUACAAGGACAGUAACGGCCGACAGCUGAGCGAGGUUUUCAUCCAGCUUCCUUCUCGUAAAGAGCUGCCAGAAUAUUACGAGCUCAUCCGCAAACCUGUCGACUUCAGAAAGAUCAAGGAGAGGAUCCGCAGCCACAAAUACCGCAGCCUGAACGACCUGGAGAAGGAUGUGAUGCUGCUCUGCCAGAACGCUCAGACCUUUAACCUGGAGGGCUCGUUGAUCUACGAGGACUCCAUCGUUCUCCAGUCAGUCUUCACCAGUGUGAGGCAGAAGAUUGAGAAGGAGGACGAAAGCGAGGGCGAGGAGAGCGAAGAGGAGGAGGAGGAUGUCGAUGAAGGCUCCGAGUCUGAAUCGCGAUCGGUGAAGGUGAAGAUCAAACUGAGCCGGAAGGAGAAGGGGGACAGGGGAGGAAAAGGCCAGAAGCGGAGGGGCCGCGGCUCCCGGGCCAAACCGGUGGUCAGCGACGAUGACAGCGAGGAGGAGCAGGAGGAGGAACGCUCGGCCAGCGGCAGCGACGACGAUUGAAGCCACUCAACCAGCAGUCCACGGAGCCUUUGACUGCACUUUUAUACGUUUUACUUAGAAUCAGCAGUCAGUCCGUCAGUCAGCCUAGUUUUACCUAGAAAAGUUGAUUUUUAGUGAAACUCUUGCAUUACACAAUUUAUUAAAAAACUAUGAACCAUCCACUUCAUAUUUAAAUCAUUUCCUGUCAUGAUUAGUCGUGUGUCUCUUUGCCUUUUUUGUGUUUUCUCCCGUAGAUGAAACAUCAACGGAGCCUGAAUUAUUAUUAACUGAUGGUGGGCCUUUGAAACAUGUUUUUAAGUGAGGCGAAGCAUUUGUAUGAACGAGGAGACCCUUUCCUGAGUCUGUGGAAAUGCACCCGUCCUCGCUAUUCUGUGUUUAAUUUAAGACUACAAGCGGGAUGACGGUACAUCCCACCCUGCAGCCCCUCCCUCUCAGGUCACGUGUGUAAUAAACGGGAGGGAGGGUGAGGACCAUUUUCUCCUGUCAGUGUCACUGGACUCCAAAACGUUACAAUAAAAUCAUCUCAUGAAUAAAGUG